AGGCACAGCUCCUACGAGUGGAUGAGGAAAACCGUGCAAGCCACGUCCACAGGUAAAACAAGAACAAGAGAAAAGUACCGAGUGGUUUACACAGACCAUCAGAGAUUAGAGCUAGAGAAGGAGUUUCAUUACAACAGAUACAUCACAAUCAGGAGGAAGUCUGAACUGGCUGCAAACCUAAGGCUUUCUGAGAGACAGGUGAAAAUCUGGUUCCAGAACCGCAGAGCCAAGGAAAGAAAGUUAAUGAAGAAGAAAAUGACUCACUUCGAGGGCAGCAGCAUGGGCUCCCUGCAGAGUGACUCUGGCUCCGUGAGCCCCAUGCCCGUCCCUGACCCACAGACUCACUCCGAGAUGCCCAGUUCCCUGUUCCCAGCGCCCCCCCCGCCCCCCCCGCUCCCCAUGGGGGGGUUGCAGCACCCCGGGGGGCUGCAGCAGGUCGUGGCCUCGCAGUGA
Molecule: messenger RNA, 453 nt
Organism: Neopelma chrysocephalum (saffron-crested tyrant-manakin)
Lineage: Eukaryota; Metazoa; Chordata; Aves; Passeriformes; Pipridae
Product: homeobox protein CDX-4-like
Biological process (GO): animal organ morphogenesis; regulation of transcription by RNA polymerase II; cell differentiation
Cellular component (GO): nucleus
Molecular function (GO): DNA-binding transcription factor activity, RNA polymerase II-specific; RNA polymerase II transcription regulatory region sequence-specific DNA binding
Source: RefSeq, a predicted model, not a curated record